Molecule: messenger RNA, 3694 nt
Organism: Papilio machaon (common yellow swallowtail)
Lineage: Eukaryota; Metazoa; Arthropoda; Insecta; Lepidoptera; Papilionidae
Gene: Asap
Product: arfGAP with SH3 domain, ANK repeat and PH domain-containing protein
Exons: 17
Coding region: 232-3294 (1020 amino acids)
Biological process (GO): positive regulation of GTPase activity; regulation of DNA-templated transcription
Cellular component (GO): cytoplasm
Molecular function (GO): GTPase activator activity; protein binding; sequence-specific DNA binding
Source: RefSeq, a predicted model, not a curated record
CAGUUUGUUCAUCAGUCAGCAGCAGUUGUGUCAUUCAUUAUUUUUCGUGCGGGUGUGUUUAGGCGGAACUGUGUUUGCGAAAUUGUUUUUAUUUGUGUAGAUGUGGUUGAUUUUCUACGAUGCCUUUAAUUUAUGUCUUUGGUUUGUUUACUGAAUUAAGUGUAUAAAUAUUUAGUGCGAAUGUGAAAAAUUGGACUUUGAUUUGUGUGGGCUUGUGCGAUUGUGUUCAUCAUGCCGGGUCUUAUUGGUAUCGGUGAAUUUAUUGAGGAAACCCGAGAAGAUUACAGUUCGCCAACCACUUCUACAUUUGUGUCGCGAAUGCCACAAUGUCGACAGACUAUCAACGCACUGGAAGAAACCUUGGAUUUCGAUCGGGAAGGACUAACAAAAUUAAAGAAGGCAAUAAAAGCAAUACACAAUUCCGGAAAUGCACACGUGGACAACGAGAUGUACCUAUCGCGGGCGCUGGAGCGACUGGGCGGUAACGCGCUCAGCAAGGACUCGGAACCAGAUAUCGGCGCCGCGUUCUUCAAGUUCGCCGUCGUCACCAAGGAACUCUCUGCGCUCAUGAAGACUUUGAUGCAGAAUAUAAACAAUAUAGUCAUGUUCCCAGUGGAUAGUCUAUUGAAAGGUGAUCUCAGAGGUGUCAAGGGUGAUCUAAAAAGGCCAUUCGAUAAAGCUUCCAAAGACUACGAGUCCAAGUACCUGAAAAUUGAGAAGGAAAAGAAAUCACAGGCGAAAGAAGCCGGUCUUAUAAGAACAGAAGUAACACCGGCCGAAAUAGCUGAUGAAAUGGAGAAAGAAAGAAGAUUGUUUCAAUUGCAAAUGUGCGAGUACCUGAUAAAAUUCAACGAGAUAAAGACGAAGAAGGGUAUCGAGUUAUUACAGCACCUUGUGGAAUAUUACCACGCGCAGACGAACUACUUCCAGGAUGGGCUGAAGACGAUUGAACACUUCGGCGUGUACGUGGCCGACCUCAGUUCCCAACUGCAACGAAUCCGACAGCAGCAAGACGACGAGCGUCGGGGUUUGCUUGAGCUCAGGAACAUGUUGCGAGCGGCGGCACCGCCUGACAGAGAGGUGACAUCAUCAGUGGGAGGAUAUUCAUUGCACCAGCUUCAAGGUGACAAACAGCACGGUGUGACGCGGAGUGGGUAUUUGUUAAAGAAGUCGGAAGGCAAGGUGCGCCGCGUGUGGCAGAAGCGACGCUGCAGAGUAGCCGCCGAGGGUUACCUAGAUAUAUUCCACGCGGAUGAGAACAAACCACCAGCGAGAGUUAACUUGCUCACCUGCCAGAUUAAAGUCGCCUCCGAUGACAAGAGGGCGUUCGAUCUAGUCUCUUACAAUCGCACAUACCAUUUCCAAGCGGACGAUGAGAACGAGCAGCGCGCGUGGACAUCAGUACUGGUGAAUUGUAAGGAGGGCGCGCUGCUACGGGAGUUCCACCAGCAGGCGGGUGAGGGCGGGGGCGGCGGUGAGACGGACGGGGAGAGGCACUCUCUGGUCGACCUGCAGCGCGCCAUCAUACGAGCAGUGCGCUCGUUGCCCGGCAACCACGUGUGUGCUGACUGCGGCUCCACUAAUGAUCCUACGUGGCUAUCGACAAACUUCGGUAUAAUAGUAUGCAUAGAAUGUUCUGGAAGUCACCGCGAGCUGGGGGUACACAUCUCGCGCAUCCAGUCGCUCACACUGGACAAGCUGAGCACGGCGCAGCUGCUGCUGGCGCGCCACAUGGGCAACCAGCUCUUCAAUGACGUCAUGGAGAACACGCUCGAUGAACGCGACAAGUUAACGCCGGAAAGUACCAUGGAGGAGCGGUUACGUUUCAUACGUGAGAAGUACGUGUACCGCGUGUGGGCGCUGCGCACUUGCCGCGACGCCGCAGAAAGACUGUCGGAGGUGCAGCACGCAGUCAACAACGCUCAGCUGCACAAUCUGCUGCAGGCGUACGCGGAGGGGGCAGAUCUUGCCGCACCGCUGCCGUGCUCGGACGGUGGAGAAACAGCCCUCCAUCUAGCGAUAUCCCGUGAGCUCGGCGACGGAUCCUGUCUACACAUAGUAGACUUUCUGAUACAGAAUGGCGGGUCGCAGCUGUUAGACAAGGCGACGACGUCCGGUAUGACGGCGCUGCACUUGUGCGCCAUGUUUGACAGAACUGAACCCAUGAAGCUGCUGCUGAAGGCCGGCGCCGACGUCACCCUCAGGGACAACAGCGGCAGGACCCCGCUCAUGUUGGCGCGCCAGUUGGGCCAUCUCGCUUGUCAGGAGUUGUUAGAGAGUGUGGACAAAAGGGAGAAGAGUAUUUUCGAGAACAUUAACAUCGAUUGGAAUCUAUCUCACGACGACGGCUCCACGGACUUCUCAGAUGACGACACCGUCAUAGACGAGAGACAUAACGGUAGUAUAACGCCUGAGAAGAAAUGUCCGCGGUCGCGGCCUCCGUCGUACGCGGGCGGCGCUGGGGGCGGGGGCGGGGGCGGAGUCGGGGGCGGGGGCGUUGCUGGGGGCGGGGACUCCCCCGUGCUGCGCUCGCGCUCCUCCACCUGCGACUCCCUGCACGCCCCGCCCACGCCCACAACACUGCCCAGGAAACCCAACGUCUAUAACAUCGGGAGUCUUAAGAAGCGAGCGGCGCCGCUGCCACCCGCGGUGGCGCUGUCACAUACGCCGCACCCUGCGCACGCGCAGCACCCACCCCUACCGCGCUCUACACCCUCACCCUCUGCAGACAGUACGCGUUCCAUACACGGAGGUGUGGUGAAACAUCGUCCCCAGCAGCCGCCGCCUACACCACCUCCCGUGCUGCACAACGGCUCUCACCACAGGGACGAACCCACCCCGCCCCCCAGAAAGAAGAAAAAUAGAUUGCACCUGGAAAAGGCUGUCAAUGCGAAACUGAGAAGGGAUUGUUCUAGUCAGGAUUCGUCGCUGGAGCUGUGCGAUGUGUCGGAGGUGUCGGAGAUGUGUGUCGCGGGGGCGGGUGUGGGGGCGGGUGUGGGGGCGGUGCGCGCGCGGCGCAGUGACAGCCGCUCGUUGGACGUGUCCGAUGCCUCCAGCGUGCACUCGCGCUCGCCUUCCACAUCCAUCACAAUGAUGGGCGGUGGUAUGCGUCGUUGUCGUGCGCUGUACGACUGCUCGGCGGACAACGAGGACGAGCUGUCGUUCCGGGAAGGGGAGGUGAUAGUUGUGAUCAACGAGCGCACAGAAGACGACGACUGGAUGGAGGGUCAGGUGGAGGGUACGACGAGACGCGGCAUGUUCCCCGUCUCCUUCGUACACAUGUUGCCGGACUAGGCCAAGGCAAGGAUAGAUCUCUCCUAGCGCACAAUAUGGUCAGUCAAGUGUUCAUACAACUAUGUACUCGUUCGAAGUCGGAUCUGUUUCACCGAAUAUGUUCUGAUUAGAUUUUAGUAGUCGAAGUUUGAGUAUUAACUUCCAAAGAAACACUAUCUACUAUCUCUUUUCGAAUUUUAAUAUAAUAACGAUUUUUAUAAACGCGUGCCGUAGCUGAAAUAAUUAGAGCUACUAAAAGGAAUUGCUGUUAACUUUCGAAGCCCAUUUGGCCUAAAGCUUUCGGAAUUCAUUUAUAUGAGCUUAUUUACUCUAGCAUUCUUGCAACAGAUUCUUAAACUUGCUCACUUUUGCAUGAGAUUUUUAUGUAAACAAAUACAUAGUUUUUUUUUUACUAUUUGAC